This is a messenger RNA of Naegleria gruberi, 1165 nucleotides long. RefSeq lists its product as uncharacterized. The record is from RefSeq and is a predicted model, not a curated record. The transcript has a single exon. Lineage: Eukaryota; Heterolobosea; Eutetramitea; Acrasida; Naegleriidae. The coding region runs from base 1 to 933 and encodes 310 amino acids.
AUGAACUCUAUUAAGAAGGAAUCUGAAAUUAGUACUCAAACCAAAUUGAAAAAGCUUGUCAAAAAGUUGAGAGGAUUUAAAAAAUCCUUUUCAGAUUUGAAAUUAUCAACAAGUUUAGAUAAGGAAUAUUUUUCUCUGUCUAUUCUUUAUGUGUACUAUUUAAAUGUAAAUGGUUUUUUCAGUAAGGACUUUUGGGAAUCCUUUUUCACAUCCACAGAAUUUCUCAAAGAAUUCUUUGCCCCUUCAUCCAUCCUUUAUCAACCUAAUACCAAGGAAGAUUUGAUAUUCCUCUCUAAAAAACAAUCUAAAUUCAAAAUCAAAAAUAUUGACCUGUUUGAAACAAGUGAGGAGAUACAACAAUUAAUUGCAGAUAACCUUUUAAUUGACUUUCCAAAUGCACCACCAAUUGAAAACUUGAAAUCUAUUUUGGCUGAAAUUAAAUGUAAGAUAGAGUUAUCUGAGGACAUGGAGAAAAUUGUUAAAAGAAAAUUAUCUAGAUCACUUCUUGCAAUAUUUGAAGUUGGUUUUAGAGCUUUUAAAUUCUUUGGAAGGUAUUACUUUUGGGAUUUUAUCAAGUUCUACGUUGAAAAGGCAGAAAAAACACAAGGAGAAAUCAAGGACAUUUAUCAUGGUAUUAAUGAUCUAGUUUCUAGUGCCAAAAUCAAGCUCACAGAGCCAAAUGAUGUUAAAUUUGUUUUGUUUGUCGUUAACGCAUUCAAUAAGAGAAAAUUAGCUGAAUGGUUCAAAAGGCUUUCCUCUUUGCAACAAAUUGGAGACUACUUUACAGAGGAGUCGAUAAUUCGAUCCGACAAGAUGAAUGAUAUUAUUUCAUUAUUGGAAAAAGUAGAGAUUGUUUCGAAGUCAUACAUGGUAGAAGUGGAGUGUUCAGAAGAUUUUUCUUUUAAUUAUGAAAAAUGUGUGUGGAAUGAAUAAAGAAUUAAAUUAAAUAAUUAAAAGAAAAAAGUAUUGUAUGAUGACUUCGGCACAGUCACUUGACUUGAGGGUCUGAAUGCUGUUUCUUUAGUCAACAUGUGGUGUAUGAGCUCACACUGGCGAGGGUAUCAUGACAGAAUUAGUAACGAUCCUUUGUGGACGUGAGCUGUGUUUUUGAUCUUUCGUUCGAUACUAUGUAUACAUUUUUCUAGCUGUUGGUUGUUGGUUGUUU